GCUAGCACCAAUGGUGAGGAUGACCUUUGCGGUUUAAUUUGUGGACAUAUCCGCGGUCAGGGAGCCAGUCGCUCGAGAGAGGGUUCGCACAACCCGGUUCUGCUCCAUGAGUCAAAUACUGGCUGGAGUGCUGGAGAAGUCCUUUAGCAUGAAUGACCCAGACGCCUGCACGGAGCACGGAGAGAAGCUCACCCUCUUCUGUGUGGACGACCUGGAGCCCAUAUGUGGUGUCUGCGCGAAGGCUGGUGGCCACAAGGGUCACAAACUUUACCCCAUUGGAGAAGGAGCUCUAGACUGUAAGGCGGAGCUGAAUAGCGCACUGCUGCCUUUAAAGGAGAAUAUGCUGUUGUACAAGAAAGCCAAAAGUGUCUAUGAAGAUAUGACUGAUCAUUUAAAGAAUCAAGCUCAGCACACAGAAGCACAGAUUAAAGAGGAGUUUGAGAGCCUCCACCGUUUCCUGAGAGAUCAGGAGGAGGCCCGUCUGUCGGCUCUGAAGGCCGAGCAGGAGCAGAAGAGUGCGCUGAUCAACCAGAAGAUGGAAGAGAUGAGCAACGAAAUGGCUUCUCUUGCCAACACCAUCAAAUUAAUAGAACAGGAGAUGAAGGCUCACGAGAUUCCUUUUCUAAAGAAUUACAAAGAAACUAUUAAAAGAGCUUGGAAAAGUUCCAUUGGCCCACGUGUAGCAACUGGAGGUCUUAUUGAUGUUGCCAAGCACUUAGGCUCCCUGAAGUACAAAGUCUGGGAGAAGAUGAAGAGAAUUGUCAGAUAUAGUCCUGUGAUUUUGGAUCCAAACACAUCAGCCAGCUGCUUCGUCCUGUCGGAGGACCUGACAGUGGUGCAGAACAGCAGUCAGAUUUUCAAACUGCCCGACAACCCGGAGCGGUUCGACAUCAGCGCCGAGCUGCUGGGGGCCGAAGGCUUCACCACCGGCCGCCACACUUGGGAGGUGGAGGUGAAGGACAACACCUACUGGGUGGUGGGAAUAGCCAGCGAAUCCAUUAACAGGAAGGGCAAACAUGUGCUGACACCGUCCGAGGGAUUCUGGACGAUACGCUUUCGGAAUGGCGAGCACAAGGCCUGCACCGCGCCGUGGGAGCCGCUGAAUAUGAGCAAGAAGCCAGAGGUGAUCCGGAUUGUUCUGGAUAUGGACCGAGGGAAGCUGGCCUUCUAUGACCCUGGAGAGAGAGUGCCUCUCUACACUUUCACUGAUAUCAUUGCACCGAAGGCCUUUCCUUAUUUCUGCACCGCCUGCAAAGAACACUCACUCAAACUCCUCCCAGCAAGAAUAACACUUUCAACUGAGUGAAGAAAUAUACAGUCAAAAAUAAAAUAGACAGAUGCUUGUAAAUUAUUGACGUAUUUAUUGUCUUGAAUGCUGGCUAAUGCCAGAGUCUAUCCACGAUGUUUAAAGUGCUACAGGCAGGCAUCAAACUAGGUCACAUUCAGUUAUGUUUACUUGAUGUUAACAGCUAUUGACUCAAAUACACAUUCAUUGUUGAUUCAGGGUAAUAAAUGUUCCCUAUAUAAAGUACAGUUUAAUCAUCUAAACAUUGCGUAA
This is a messenger RNA of Synchiropus splendidus (mandarinfish), 1558 nucleotides long. RefSeq names its product tripartite motif containing 35-13 (gene trim35-13). The record is from RefSeq and is a predicted model, not a curated record. Lineage: Eukaryota; Metazoa; Chordata; Actinopteri; Syngnathiformes; Callionymidae. The transcript is spliced from 6 exons. Bases 107 to 1306 code for a protein of 399 amino acids. Gene Ontology annotation, molecular function: zinc ion binding; protein binding.